AUGCAGUCUGCGAAGCGCCAUCGCACGUCGGGCACCUUCGAUUGCCAAUCAUGUGGCAAGUCCUUUUCGCGAGUCGAGAACCUCACCCGACACGCCGAGAACCACAAACCCAGUGCGAGGUUCUCCUGUGGGUUGUCCUUGAUCAGUGAUGUCCUGAAACGCCAUCUGAAACUCCACCGUGCAAUCGAGGACCAGCGACCUGCUACAGUCACCGAUACAACGUCGCGGGAAUCUCCCACGGAACAUUCUAUAGCCACCCAUCGAAAUCCAGAGAAUGAGAUCCCGGUUACUUAUACCGACAUGCAACCUCCCUGGACAGAGGGCACUGCAAGUCGAAACGAUCCCGAAUGCUACACCGCUGCUCCAUCUGGAGCCCAUGACUCUCCACUAAGCCAUCAAUCUUACCCUCCGCUUCCUGACGGGUGCUACGGUGUAUAUGGCGAGGGGUCAUUCGACGCUGAUCUGGCUUGGAUUCUGGAUAUGGCACCACCGGACUGUAUGACUACUACCUCCUUGCCGGUCCAUGAGUAUCCUUCGCACGUUAAUGCACUACCAGUGCCUACGGCAGCCGGUGAGAGCGGUAGCAGUACUUCCGUUGAGAACAAUGACAACUGGCCUGAUGUCGACGGCGAUGGCAACCCAGAAUCUCUUCGCCCGCAGCAAGCACCGGUACUCCUCGUUCCAGAUUCGACCGGUUGGGUUGAUGCGCACGAGGUCUUGUCGCCUAUGCGCACCCUCGGCGAUGGGCCAGCACCGCAUUAUGCGGUCGAUGCUGAGGACGAGUCAUCGGUACUACAUGGUCUGCUUCCACCGGACGAGGCCCAGUUUCCAACUUCUGAAAUACUAGAGCACUUUCUCAGACUGUUUUUUGAGCACGUUUAUCCCCGUUUUCCAGCUAUUCACCAACCUACGUUCGCAACAGCAACCGCGCCGCCGUUUCUACUGUUGGCCAUGAUGCUUCUGGGAUCGAGCCACUCGAGAAGCAACCGUGGGCAGUUCGUAGCAAUUUAUAUCCGUCCCAUAGUGACGAUGUUCUCCAGGAUGCAGGCGCUCAACACCGCAUUUCUCCGAGAGACUGAUAACAUUCUUUCACUUCUCUUUCUCUGUGUUGCAGCCACCUGGUCGGGACAUAAAUUCGCGUUCGAGUUCGCAGAGGGCGCGCGUGGAAUUCUUGUCACCGCGUGCCGCCGCUGCAGGCUUCUGGAUUGCCGUCUGAAGCCACUGCCAUCCCCUGGCGCCGAUGGAGAACCCGUGCGCUUGAUGCGCUCCAAACUGCACCAGUCAUGGCAGUCCUGGGUUAAAUUGGAGCAGCGAAAGAGACUAGGACUUUCCAUAUACCUCUUCGACCUUCAAUUUCCUGCUCUCUUCCACAACCAACCUUACAUCUCCAAAGCCGAGACCGUAAACCUCGUCCUCCCCUGCCACGAGACCUUCUGGGAGGCAAAGUCCGCCGCUGCAUGGAAGGUUCUUCUCGGGCCCGCUGAAAUACCCCCAUCAACGUACUUCAUGGUGCCACUCGAUACAUGUCUCCUAUACCCCGCGGUUAAGCGCAAACCACCAUACGCGCCUAUUGACUCCUUCAGCAAGACGCUGCUUAUGUACGCUCUGUUCACGCACAUCUUCGAGUGGAGACAGUCGCUGAACCUCGUAUCGCACUCGGCCUUUAUCCGUGGCUCGGAAGGUACUGGGCCUGGCGAGGGCCUACUCGAGCGGCAGAUGUGGCUACGUGAUGCGCUAGAUGCGUGGAUGAGCUCGUACCACACUAACCAUAAUAUCGAAGCUCAAGCGCCAGACCCGGCACUUCUCCUCCACUUUCUCGCGCACAUCCAUCUGGAUAUCAACGUUUCAGACCUGCACCUCUUUGCGGGCCGAUCGGGACUGAACGAGGACAUUCAACUCGCCGAGGAUUCGCUUCGCAGAUGGUGUCGGAGUGCGGACUCUGCGAGGACGAUGCAUUACGUCUACGAGAUGCUUGGCCUUGCGCACCGAAUCAUCGAGGCAGAAAAUGAACCCCAGUGCGGCUUUGAGAUUGCGGUCGCCUUGUUCACGGGCGGGCUCAUGUGCUGGAUGUAUGCAAAACUUGGUGAGAGUGAGCGCGUAGGUCAAGCUACGUCUCAGAUCAACGUGGCAAGCAAUGCUCUCGAUGAAAUUAGUUGCUGGGGGAUCUGUUCAAACUUCGCUCAGAUCCUGAAGCGGUUUGUUGAGUAG
Molecule: messenger RNA, 2208 nt
Organism: Aspergillus mulundensis
Lineage: Eukaryota; Fungi; Ascomycota; Eurotiomycetes; Eurotiales; Aspergillaceae
Product: fungal specific transcription factor domain-containing protein
Exons: 7
Coding region: 1-2208 (735 amino acids)
Biological process (GO): DNA-templated transcription; regulation of transcription by RNA polymerase II
Cellular component (GO): chromatin
Molecular function (GO): zinc ion binding; DNA-binding transcription factor activity, RNA polymerase II-specific; RNA polymerase II cis-regulatory region sequence-specific DNA binding
Source: RefSeq, a predicted model, not a curated record